AGACACCGACGAAAACAAGGCAAAAUGCAGGAUUUUUCCUCUACAGUAACGUGUAGUCCAAGCUUCAGCUUCUACGCUUCCGGCGAAUUCGCCGCUGCUGCCGUUAAAGUUUCCCGCGAAAACCAGAGCUAUAAUAUCACAGAUCACCAUUCCGACAAAGUUGAAUCCGUCAAUGACGAAGACCCUGACUUCGAGUUUGAAACGGCGCCGUUACAUGAAGAGACCUUCGUCCACUUCCCGACGUUCACACCUGUGUCCAUUGACACAGUUUUGAUGCGUAACAAGACUGACGAUGACGUGGCAGCCGACGCCGAGAAUAUCCCGGGGAAUCUUAGUUUGGGAGGAAGAUGGAGUACUCCGCCUUCGCCGUUGUGGUCGGACUCUGAAGAAUUGGACAACUUCUCCGGAAAUUGUUUAUGGAGUCCGCUCAGAUCUCCGGCGGCUGGAGGGGGACACUCGAAGAUCAGCAGACGGUGCCGUUUAAAGAUAUUUCUAACGAGAAGCCAAAGCGACGGCGCCGUUUCAUUUCCAGGCGCAUCUAAACGGUGCCGUUUAAAGGAUUUUCUAACGAGAAGCCACAGCGACGGAAGCAAGAAGACUAGCUCGACGGCCCUGAAAGGAAAGAAUAAAACGGCGUCGUACAAGCCGCCGGUGAACAAUGGAGAAGGAGAUAAGAGAAGAAAAUCUUAUUUGCCGUACAGGCGAGAUUUGAUCGGAGUUUUCACCGGGAUGCGAAGAUUACGUCAUUAAUGGAAAUUUUAACUUUCUGCUUUUUAGUUUCAGAAAUAUAGCAAUCAGGUCCUUAUUAAGUCUUUGUAUUGAUAUUAUUUCCAUGUAACUUUGUUUGAUGAUCAUGAAGUCCAAUUCAAUUGGGGGGGUUUUGGGCACUGAAAGGCGACACAACACGUGUCAUGUUUGGAAGGGAAGCUAGAUACUUCGACGGGAAAGCGGGACCCACGUGGAUCACUUGUUUCUUACCCCCUCUCCUUCCUCUUCCGCCUCGUUUUCUGCUCACACUUCGAAGUUACCAUACACAUCUCUCUACACACACAACACAAGUCCACAUUCUCGAAAUCUCCUAUCAAUUAUGGCGUUUCUUCAACAAAUCUCCAGUUUCGGAGCUCUCGAACGAUCCUCUCCGUCGGUUUUGAUCGGAUCCGGGACCGGCCGUGUAUUCGACGGAAGAGGAAUAGCGUACGGCGGCACGAGGGAAAAGGUCGGAUUCAACGGAAGGAGAGUCGGUGGUCUAAGGGUUUAUGCGAUGUCGUCUUCGUCCUCGCUGAAGAUGAAUUUGAACGAGUACAUGGUCACGCUCGAGAAGCCCCUGGGGAUUCGCUUCGCGUUAGCAGCAGAUGGCAAGAUCUUGGUGCACGCCAUCAAAAAAGGGAGUAACGCGGAGAAGGCGAGGAUCAUCAUGGUAGGAGAUACUCUAAAGAAGGCCAGCGACUCUUCUGGUGGCAGUCUUGUGGAAAUCAAGGAUUUUGGUGAUACCGAGAAGAUGCUGGUAGAGAGAACUGGAUCGUUUAGCCUUGUUCUUGAAAGACCAUUCUCCCCGUUUCCAGUUCAGUAUCUGCUUCACUUGAGCGACCUUGAUGUGCUCUAUAACAGAGGACGUGUGCCCUUUGUUACUUGGAACAAAAAUCUUCUGUCGUCGAACCUGAGAGCAAAUCAGGGCAGUGGAAACUCUGGCUACGCUGCAUUUUCCUCCAAAUUCUCUACUCCUCAAGGAUGGAAACUUUUGACCAGGCAGAGCAAUUCCUUUCAAUCUGGGACGCACAAGAACAUUCUCUCUCCACCUAUCAGUCCACUGGUCUGUGUCUUCUCAGAAGACGAGCCUGGAGAUGGGGAAUGGGGUUUUGGGAAUUUCCCUCUAGAGGAAUACAUCAAAGCCCUUGACCGAUCGAAAGGAGAGCUGCAUUAUAACCAUGCUCUUGGGAUGCGUUACAGUAAGAUUACAGAGCAGAUAUAUGUUGGUUCAUGCAUACAAACACAAGAUGAUGUCGAAAAUUUGUCGGACGCAGGAAUUACUGCUAUACUGAAUUUCCAAGGUGGAACUGAAGCUCAAAACUGGGGAAUCGAUUCACAAAAAAUCAAUGAUGCAUGCCAGAAAUCUGAAAUCUUAAUGAUCAACUAUCCUAUAAGGGAUGCAGAUUCCUUUGAUCUGAGGAAGAAACUACCACUUUGUGUUGGGCUCUUACUACGCUUACUGAAAAAGAACCAUCGUGUGUACGUAACCUGUACCACUGGUUUUGACCGGUCGUCAGCUUGUGUGAUUGCUUAUCUUCACUGGAUGACGGAUACCUCUCUUCACGCGGCUUAUAGUUUCGUUACAGGAUUGCACGCUUGCAGGCCUGACAGACCUGCAAUUGCUUGGGCAACAUGGGAUCUAAUUGCAAUGGUGGACGAUGGCAAACAUGAUGAACCUCCAACACACGCUGUAACCUUUGUGUGGAAUGGACAUGAGGGGGAGGAUGUAUUGUUAGUUGGGGAUUUCACUGGAAAUUGGAAAGAACCGAUAAAAGCAACACACAAGGGCGGUCCACGUUUUGAGACAGAAGUCAGGCUUUCACAGGGAAAAUACUACUACAAGUACAUAAUCAACGGGGAUUGGAGGCAUUCAACAACUUCACCAACGGAAAGGGAUGAUCGAGGAAAUACUAACAAUAUAAUAGUGGUUGGAGACGUUGCUAGCGUCAGGCCUACUAUUCAACAACCAAGAAAGGAUGCAAAUAUCAUAAAAGUGAUAGAGAGAGUGUUGACAGAGAGCGAAAGGUUCAGGUUGGCAAAAGCAGCUCGGUGUAUUGCCUUCUCAGUCUGUCCAAUAAGACUCUGCCCAAAGUAGAAGUCUUUUUAUGUAAUCUAUUGUCAUAAGUGAGAUAUUACAUCAACACCUCUGUCUCUAUCCAUUCCUCAAGGUAUAUACUUAUAUAUAUCUUUGUGAAAUUCAGUGCUCAUCUUCAUUUUUUUGCUCCAAAUGAAUAAGUAAAAGCCACGUUCGACACGCUUCAUGACAAGAGAAUGUUGACAUUAUGUUGUGUGUGUUUGCAUGAAAAAUGUCGACAUUCUUUUGCCAUUGCUGCCCCCACUUUACACAUAUAAGUCCUCAAAACGAAACCUAAUGCAUUUCUCUCGUCUGUGUCUUUCUUCUUCAGUUUCUCUCUCUUUUAGCAUGUGAAACGCAACAUAUAUUAGCGCUUACUUUUCUCUCUCUUUUUGAUUUCUCUCCUUCGUUAUCUAUUGCUGGAGAGACGUGUUCAUGCUAAGAGUUUUCACCCGGGUCUGUUACAGUAACAGGGUUACUUCAUAGAGACUAUAAUACUACUCCCCGGUCUAAGUAAAUCCUUCCUUUUGCUUUAAAAACCUCAUGAUGUGCAUCUUCAGGAUUGUGUAUACAAGAGCAGUCUCGGAGCGCUCAUUAUACAAAAAGUAUGGCUUUCUCAUAUGCACCACAAACAAUGGCCUAUGAUCUAAAGUGGGUGGUGUCUAUUUAAGAUGAGAGGGUAAAUGAAGGAGGCUGAUCCUUGUUUUGGCG
Messenger RNA from Thlaspi arvense, 3532 nucleotides. The record is from the annotation of a GenBank genome assembly. NCBI's taxonomy places the organism in Eukaryota, Viridiplantae, Streptophyta, Magnoliopsida, Brassicales, Brassicaceae.